GCCACCGAUUGCGGGGCUAAGAAGUCGAGGCUGAGCAGCUAACCAUCUUGACUCCUCAACCAUACACGUCCGUAGCAACGCAGGCGCGCAGCAUGGCCACCACUAUCAUCACCGCAGCUCAAAACGCCAGGCAGGACGCGCCGCCAGCCAAAUUCCCCCUCGACUGGAGCCGCCUGACUCGCAGCAUUGAAGCUGGGCGCACGCGCUUCUCCGCAGCUAGAGCCAAGUUCUCGAGUGAAUACCCAAAUGCAGGCGUCAAGGCCAAGGAAGCGGCCAUGUUCUUCGCCCUCAUCGUCGGCGGCUGGAACGAUGCUACACCAGGUGCCCUCCUCCCCUCCAUCGAGAGCCACUACAACGUCAACUUCAUCAUCACUUCGCUCCUCUUCGUCGCCAACUUCCUCGGAAGCGUCACCGCAGCGGUGCUCUGCCCCAUCGUCAUCGAUCGGUUCGGCCUAGGAAAAGCCUUGAGCUUCUUUGCGCUCCUGGUCACCAUUCCAUGGGCCAUCUUCAUCGCCCUCCCUCCUUAUCCGCUCUUCGCCGUCUGUUUCUACUUUAGCGGCUGCGGUGUCGCGGCGCUUGACUCGAUGGGAAAUACGUGGAUCUCUGGCCGACCUCGCCCUGCUCUGCGUUUGGGUUUCCUGCACUUCGCCUACGGGAUCGGCGCCUUCCUCUCGCCCCUGGCUGCCGCACCCUUCAACGGACACAACAUCCGCUUCUCCUUCUUCUACAUCAUUGCCCUGGGACUCGCCGCGCUCAAUACUGCCGGCGUCACCGCCGCCUUUAAGCUCAAGCGCGAGACGGACGAGGAGCGAACAAAGGACUCCGUGGCAGAGAGGAACGGGGAGUGGGUUGCGGCUUCGACCGCGCUUGGAGGCACGAGUGCAGACGUAAUCGAGCUCAGGUCGAUGCGCGCUCGCAAUGACAACGACGCCCUCAGCCUCGACAGCAAGGCCGCCCGCGAUAGCUCUCCCGAAACGCCCUACGACGACUCUCGCACCCCUCCCCCGCCAGCCACGCCCCACGAGCUCUCCUCGACUCGCGCAAAGUUCAUCGCCGUCCUCAAGCAGCCGCGCGCCCACAUAUUUGCCCUCUUCACGCUCUGCUACGUCGGCACAGAAGUGAGCAUCGGGGGUUGGACCUCCACCUAUCUGCUGAGUCGCAACGACCCCUCGUCCGCCACCAUCGACUACGCGGGCGGCGAGUUGGCAGGCGGUGGCCUCACCCGCUCGCAGGCCACGCUCCUCGUCUCCGGCUUCUGGGGCGGAAUAGCCGUGGGCCGUAUUGCACUUCUCCCCGUGACGAGUUGGAUAGGCGACCAACUAGCCGUUCUAGUCUACAUCCUCCUUGCCCUCGCCCUUCAGCUCGUCACCUGGUUCGUGCCCGCCAUAGCAAGUAGCGCCGUUGCUCUCGCGCUCAUGGGCAUCUUUCUCGGUCCCAUCUUCCCGAUCAUGAUCGAGAUUGCCGCACGACAGAUCCGCCCGCGUAUCUUGCACACCACGGCAUUGUCCUACAUCAUCUCGCUGGGCGCAGCAGGGUCGGCGCUUUUCCCAUUUUUCAUCGGACUGCUCGCUCAGGCGCGCGGGAUUCAGGUGCUGGCGCCUACCCUCGUGGCUAUGCUGGGGGCACAGGGAGCUAUUUGGUGCUGUUUGGGCUGGCCGGUGAGGCGGGGCAGGAGCAGGAGUACAACCGGAGGCGAUGAGUAGGCACGGCGUGGCGAUUCGGGGGAGGAAUGGCAUUGCAUUGGACGCCAC
Jaminaea rosea is the source of this 1751-nucleotide messenger RNA. Its product is annotated as MFS general substrate transporter. The transcript is spliced from 2 exons. Gene Ontology annotation, cellular component: membrane. Lineage: Eukaryota; Fungi; Basidiomycota; Exobasidiomycetes; Microstromatales. The coding region runs from base 93 to 1703 and encodes 536 amino acids. The record is from RefSeq and is a predicted model, not a curated record. Gene Ontology annotation, molecular function: transmembrane transporter activity. Gene Ontology annotation, biological process: transmembrane transport.